This is a messenger RNA of Truncatella angustata, 3355 nucleotides long. RefSeq lists its product as uncharacterized. Gene Ontology annotation, molecular function: ATP binding; DNA binding; DNA ligase (ATP) activity. Gene Ontology annotation, cellular component: DNA ligase IV complex. The record is from RefSeq and is a predicted model, not a curated record. The transcript has 5 exons. Gene Ontology annotation, biological process: DNA recombination; nucleotide-excision repair, DNA gap filling; double-strand break repair via nonhomologous end joining. Bases 183 to 3257 code for a protein of 1024 amino acids. Lineage: Eukaryota; Fungi; Ascomycota; Sordariomycetes; Amphisphaeriales; Sporocadaceae.
GUAUCACGAACAACCGAGGUUUUCUUUGCCCCACCGACGAUGCUUUCGCUGCCUGGAAGAAUGACCAAAGAUUUGAGCUUCUUUGGCCGCUUUCUGCCUUUGCACACUGGUUUGACGUCUCAAGACAUUCAAUCAAUUUACACAUAGAGAGACGCGACGCGUUAUGAACUCGCAAUUUCAAGAUGCCCUUUCCGUUCAGACUUAUAUGCGACUUGCUACAGAAACUUGACGAUGAGAUCCACUCAAAAAAGAAACAAAAGACUUCAAGCAAAAGCAUUAUCGAGGAAUGGUUUCGAGAAUACCGCGAACUAUUAGACGCUCCGGAAACAGACGCAGCUGCGAUUCUGUCUACACUAAUUCCUGAAAAGAGAACAGACCGCGUCUAUGGUAUCCAGGCCAACAGACUUGAAAGUAUCGUUGGCCGGGCUCUUUGCUUAGGCACAGCCCGCUUGAAGCAACUCCGCGAGUGGGAAAUACACGGCCUUAACAAGGACCUGGCAGAUUGUGUUGAAGAACAAUUGACAAAAGCACCUAAUCCCAGACAGAGAGAAGAGAUUACUGUAGAGCAUAUUGACGAGACUCUUCAUCAUAUUGCAGCUUCGUGUCGUUUCAGCUCCGCAGCAGUUCAGUCGUCCCGUGCUGCAGGGACACAGAAGGCAACUAGCAGCGAGCUGGACCAUUUUUAUGCCCGUCUUUCAGCGCGUGAUGCGAAAUGGUUCACAAGGUUGAUCCUUAAGAACUUUGCCUCGGCAGUAGUGGACGAAUACGUUGUGUGUAAGGCAUAUAACCCACGUUUGCCUCAGGCAUUAGCCGUACGAGAUGACUUCGCUGCAGCCAUUACCCUUCUGAAAGAUGGAAACCAAGCAUCAGGACUCGAAGAGUUGAUCAAAGUUGGUGUCAAAGUUGGCAGACAACCUUGGCUCAAAGCAAGGAGCAUCAACCAUUGCGCAGAGAUGAUUGGCAGGCGUCAGAUUAGCUGCGAGCAAAAGAUCGACGGGGAAUACUGUCAGAUACAUAUUGAUUUGGGUAAACCAAAACUAUGCGAGGUUCAGAUUUUCUCCAAAAGUGGAAAAGAUAGCACAAAGGAUCGCGAAAAUCUCCAUCGUGCAAUCCGAGAGUCACUGAGACUUGGACAAAACGGUUGCCUUAUCACGAAGGGUUGUAUCUUAGAAGGCGAAUUGGUGGUGUACAGUGACAAACAUAAAAAAAUCAUGCCAUUCCACAAAAUUCGUAAACAUGUUUCACGGUCCGGGGCUUUUAUUGGAACCCAUAGAGACUCGCAACGCCACUUUUAUGAACAUCUUAUGAUUAUUUACUACGACGUACUUAUGAUUGACGACGUGUCACUGCUGGGAAUGAUACAUUCCGAGCGCAUCAAACGGCUGAGUGGUCUUGUAACCACACGUAAAGGACACGCCGAAUUGGUACAACGGCAAACCAUCGAUUUCCACAAAAGAGAUGCUUGCAAACGCCUUAGGGAAGCCUUUGCGAAGUGCGUUAUCGCACGCGGGGAGGGUCUAGUGCUAAAACCAGAUGAUCCGUACUUCGACUUCAACCGCUUGUCCAAACGUUACGUCUCGUGUGCUAUCAAGCUCAAGAAAGAGUAUCUUCAAAAUUUCGGUGAUGUGGGAGAUUUCGCUGUCAUCGGCGCUUCUUACGACGCAGCAACAGCAAAAAGAUCCAAGGUCGAAAACAUCAAAUACACACACUUCUUUGUGGCCUGUCUGGAAAAUCUAAAAGAAGUACAAGCAAGGACAGAACAGCCCAAGUACAUCGUGACGAACGUGGUCACCCUAAAUGAUACACAAUUGAAGUAUUUUAGGAUGUACUGCAAUCCAGCUGCGGUACCACUGAGCGAGAAUACGUAUGCAGAACUGAGAUUUCAGGGUCUUGGAAGUUUGGAAAGACCAACAUAUGUUUUUCCUGAUCCGCCCGUAUUUGACGUUUACUGCUUCUCGUUUGAAAAAUCGCAGAACUCGAGGAUGUGGACGAUGAGAUUUCCACAAGUCAGCAAGAUCCACUUCGACCGAUCCCUUUUAGAUGUGUUGUCGUUCGAGAAACUACAGGAAGCGGCACGAGCGGCUACCGAGGUACCGGAAAUGGAGGAUAGCCAGGAGAUGUGCCUUUGGCUCACUAAGAUUGAGAAAGCUGAUCCCAAAAGCAAACCCUUGGACUAUGAUAGUCAAGCUACGGUCUCAACUAUUUCUGCAGCUUCAACUGUCUCUGCAGUACCUAGUUUUUCAGCAGUAUCCACAGCUGCCCCCAAGUCAUCGACAGGCAAUGACAUGCAUCAAUACGCCAAGACACAGGCUAUCUUCAAAGAUACACCCGCACCCUUAAAUCCACAACGUGGCCUGGUUACGCCGCCGAGGUCUUCGGCCAAUACAGCUGGCCUUACUGAAAAUGAUUCUGCCACAACAGUUCACAACACCCGAUCUAAUGGUAGAAAGCGUGUAAGUCCAGUGGCAGGAGAAAUGUCUCCUUCUAAAAAAUCGAAGACGUCUUCGCAAGGCACGAAAACAGCCAGAAAGAACCGACAACCUUUGGACAACAGAAGCGCGAAUGACUCACAGAGAAAGACCAGAUCUAGUACCAGUGCAUCACCACCGCCAGGUAUCAGCGAGCUGGACACAAGGCCCCCAGUAGAAGUCAAUUUCACCUCGUCAGUGAAUGGAUUUUUACACACCGCAAAUAGGCCACCUUCGUCGCCAUCCGGUCGAACUCCGCGCAAAAAGAAUAGCGAUAAAGAGCCAGUUUCGACAGACUUGACUGGGGAUGAAAUGUCUCCAGCAUUGGUCAGCUGUGGCCAUAUCAAAAAGAGUUCUAAGUGUGCUUUCGAGAACUGUAUUAUCCUUCUAGCUCCCUGCAUUAGCAACUACGCCUGGAUACAAGAUCUCCUUAAAGGACAUGGAAUCCUCGGAUUCGCAACAGACCCUGGUGCCUGGGCACCACAGGCCUUACCAGCGUCACCGUCGGCUGCUGGUACUCCAAGAUUUGGUAGUCCUGCAGUCGGAUCCUCUGACAAUGUCACGGUGUCCCGACUCAGAAAGGUCUGCUUAGUCGAGAUGAGACGCCCAGGUGCAACGAAUGAAUUUAUGAGAAGCAUUGAGGCAGCGGGCCUCACACGCAGAAAUGGGCAAAGAGAUUGGGUUUCAGUUUACGACUGGCGCAUACUCGAGGACAUAACGAAGAUAGAAUCAGGAGCUCCAGACAAGGGGCCAGAUCCGUGGCGGUCUCGUUAUGUUGGUCUUGCAUAAAUUAAACAACGCAUUACAUUAAAGAAGUUCCGAAGGCGGCAUAAGGAUACCCUUUUUACAUAAUUUGUCUCAGCACGCGUUCUCAGGGGCGUGUUAGG